Etheostoma cragini (Arkansas darter) is the source of this 1036-nucleotide messenger RNA. It is a transcript of the gene nmnat2, whose product is annotated as nicotinamide nucleotide adenylyltransferase 2. The coding region runs from base 1 to 675 and encodes 224 amino acids. Gene Ontology annotation, molecular function: nicotinate-nucleotide adenylyltransferase activity; nicotinamide-nucleotide adenylyltransferase activity. Gene Ontology annotation, biological process: NAD+ biosynthetic process. Lineage: Eukaryota; Metazoa; Chordata; Actinopteri; Perciformes; Percidae. Gene Ontology annotation, cellular component: Golgi apparatus. The record is from RefSeq and is a predicted model, not a curated record. The transcript is spliced from 8 exons.
AUGGAGCUGCAGCUGCAGCAGGACACACGCUGGUGGAAGUUACUGAGUUAUUAUGGUGUUUCUGUUGGUCAGAGAGUCACCGGCUGCAUUCUGUCCAACGUCAACACGCCGCUGACGACUCCUGUGAUUGGUCAGCCACAGAACGAGGCUCCGCCCAUCUUCCAGAACCACAACACCAUGAACCACAAACCCACCGCCAUCAAACUGUGGGGGAAGCUGAGUGAGAACCUGGGGAAGAUCUGCUGCGUCCGUCCUCACACCGACCGCUUCACCUUCGUCGAUGAAAACGCGAACCUGGGCCCGGCCAUGCGAUACGAGGAGAUCGAGUUACGCAUCUUGCUCCUGUGUGGCAGUGAUCUCCUGGAGUCCUUCUGCAUCCCUGGCCUGUGGAAGGACAGUGAUAUGGAGGUGAUCGUGGGAGAUUUUGGGAUCGUGGUUGUUCCUCGUGAUGGAGCCGACACAGAGAAGAUCAUGAAUCACUCCUCCAUCCUUCGCAAGUUCAAGGACAACAUCACCGUGGUGAAAGACGGGAUGAGCCACCCGAUGUCCAUCGUCAGCUCCACCAAGAGCAGACUGGCCCUGCAGCACGGAGACGGCCAUGUUGUGGACUACCUGAGUCAGCCCGUCAUAGACUACAUCCUGCAGAGUCAGCUGUACAUCAACGCCUCCGGGUAGACCCCCCCCCCCCCGUCUGCAGAGAACCCUCCAACUUCCUUCUUUGUCUUCUGUGUCAAACAUAUACUCUUCUUUGAGCUUUUCCACACCGGAGCAUUAGUGUUCCUACUUCUGUCUGUGUCAUGACGUUACCAUCAGGGAGGGGGCCGGGAUGGGUGGCGGCCAUUUUGGGAUGGGAUUGGGGUGUUGGUGGGCAGGUCUGGAGGUCUCCUUAAGGGCUGCAGGGGUGUCAUCGAUGCAUUUUCACUGCAAUGGUUACAGCAGUGUUUCCUCUGUUUGUUAUGUCUUUAUUCAAAGUUAUUGGGGUUGCAUGACAUACAACCAGGCAUGCUCUGUGUACCAGGGGCUGAUGGGAAAAAAA